UUCAUGAUGGUAAAGAUAAAAUGUCCUGCAAGUACAGGCAUUUACAUACACAUAUUGUGAAUUUAGAUGUGAUUCAACAGGUCAUUCUGCUGGCCGGAAUAUUGACCAUCAUUUUAAAGGGCACAAACAAAUUUAUUAGACAACGGAGAUUUUGAGUCAAGCUGUUCUGGUUUAGGAAACUGGAUAUGUAUGGGAGGAUGUACACUAACUCCAAAUGGUGAUGCCCGCACUGGCUCGCUUAGUAUGCAAGUCUCUAACAGGGAUGCUAACUGGAAAGGCUUGGCUCAAUUUGUAAAUGUUGAUGGAGGUUCUCGUUAUAAAUUGACCGCCUUUGUGAAGCUACUCAAUAUUGCCAACAACAAAACUUACCAGGAUGUGCAGCUGAUCAUGAAAUGUGAGGAUGAAAAUGAGACAGCAAAAUAUAUGAAAUUUGGAAAAACUCCACUGGUUCAAGCAGGGCAAUGGUAUGAAGUUGGAGGUGUGAGAAAGAUUAAUGAAGGACUACACACAUGUAGGUUUUACGUGUCGACAGAGGCUCAUACAGAUUAUCUUGUUGAUGAUGCCAGUUUAGUGUUCGUAACCGAGGAUCCUGACUGGAGAAUAAAAGCCAAUGAUAGAAUAAAACAACAUAGGAAGGCUGACAUCACUGUUAGGAUGACCGGAGAUUACGCUGAAUCUACGUCAUUAGAUAUCGAGCUUCAGCAAACAAAGCAUGAGUUUAUCUUUGGGUCAGUGGUUCGAGCCGCAUUGUUAGAAGACGACGAUCUGAACCUGCCAUACCAGAAGGUCUUCUAUGAGAACUAUGAGUGGAGCGUGCUAGGCAAUGCACUUAAGUGGAAGCAAAUGCAGCGAAAGGAGAACUUCAUUGAUUAUCCGACGCCCCUUACCGCAAUGAACACUUUAGCUUCAAAGGGAAUUCUUCUAAGAUGUCACUGCGCUGUCUGGGGAGUAGAUGAAAGAGUACCAGACUGGGUUAAACUUCUAAAGGGACAAGAUUUAAUUGAUGCUGUUGCCGAGCGAAUCGAAGGCGUAGUCAACCAAACAAAGGGACUAUGUGAACAUUGGGAUGUGAACAAUGAAAUGUUACAUGGAGACUUCUUUGAGCGUGAAUCUGGUAAUCCUGACAUUACUAUGGACAUGUUCAGGCAAAUCCACAAGUGGGACGAUCACCCGACGCUCUUUCUUAACGACUAUAACGUCAUUAGUAAUUGUGACGUCGCAGUGGCAAUGAAGGACACCGCUGUUAGGUUUCAGCAGGCAGGCGUGCCUAUUGGUGGGAUCGGAGUUCAAGGUCAUAUGCGCGACAUUGAUUUGACCUUAGUCCAGGCUAGACUUGACAUUUUAGCCGAGGCUGAUCUACCCAUAGUUAUUACAGAAUUUGCGGUGAACGAGAUAAAUGACACGUUGAAAGCUGAAAAAUUAGUGGAUCUUAUGACUAUAUUUUUUGGACACCCCUCAAUUGACGGAGUGGUUUUCUGGGGAUUCUGGGACGGUCAGAUAUGGGAACCGGAAGCUGCAAAAUUUACAGGGAAAAAUGUGGAACCAAACGCUGCCGGUUUAGCAUACCAGGAAUUAUAUCAAAACACGUGGAGAACACGUGACUUUCAAACGCUUCGAGGCCUCGAGGAAUAUACAGUGACAGGAUUUAAGGGAGACUAUCUGCUCAAAGUGAAACACGGAGGAGAAAUUUUACUGACGCAGGAGUUUCAGUUGUCAGACGAAGGAAUCGAUCUAGAAAUUCACUUAAAUGGAACAUCUGGUGGGUCCCCGAGCGUCUCCCACGUGCUGGUCAGCUGAAGAAAAAAAUGUGUCAA
Ruditapes philippinarum (Manila clam) is the source of this 1814-nucleotide messenger RNA. RefSeq lists its product as uncharacterized. The coding region runs from base 190 to 1797 and encodes 535 amino acids. The record is from RefSeq and is a predicted model, not a curated record. Gene Ontology annotation, molecular function: hydrolase activity, hydrolyzing O-glycosyl compounds. The transcript has 15 exons. NCBI's taxonomy places the organism in Eukaryota, Metazoa, Mollusca, Bivalvia, Venerida, Veneridae. Gene Ontology annotation, biological process: carbohydrate metabolic process.